Molecule: messenger RNA, 1414 nt
Organism: Malaya genurostris
Lineage: Eukaryota; Metazoa; Arthropoda; Insecta; Diptera; Culicidae
Exons: 5
Coding region: 236-670 (144 amino acids)
Source: RefSeq, a predicted model, not a curated record
UUGCAUCUUAGGUUUGGCUGCAUUCGGGGAUUUGAGGGACUGCUUUGGAUUAUCGCUGUCGUCAUUCCUAACAGCCGCGGCGAGAUAAGCAAAUGCCGAACCGGAGUGUAAAUGUCAUUGCUAAGUUAGCAAUGUUCCAGUUCAGCAAACUUUGCUAAACCAUACGGUGUGUCGUUGGUCAAGCGUGUGUGUUGUCCACAAACGUGUAAUCUUCCGUUAAUCUGCGCCCAUUGUGAUGCUAGAGGUGGAGCGAUUCCGAAUAGUAGGCUAUGUUUAUGCCGUCGGUUGUAUGGUAUAUUCGGUUAUAGAAAUUGUAGCGGCUGUAAACACAUUGAUGGGAGAUGAAUGUGACAAAGAUGCGUUCAUCAAGCUGAUGAUGGCCACACUGUUUCUUACCUUCAACAUAUUCUUGCUAAUUGGAAUCAGCACGGCGAACAUGGCAAAUGUGCAUGCUAAUGCUAUCUUUACGAUUAUUUUUGAUCUAAUAGUUAUCAUCAACGUGCUCACGAGCUUAUCGAUCCGGAUGUUCAAUGGAGAAUCGUUUGAUCGUAAAAGUGAAGGCGUAGUUACUUUGGUUUUAGUGACGCUAUUUUUAGCUCUUUCGAUUGGCCAGAUUUGGAUACUGACCGGAGUGAGACGCUACGUGAAAACGCGACAAAGGGCUACAUAGCCAAUUAUUAAGGAUUAUUUAUAUUAAAGUUUGAAAGCUGACAUAAAUUAUGCAUCUGGAACUAGAACACUCCUGAACAUGACCUAGGGUUUCUACAACCCAACGAUUUUCGUCUGUCUGAAUUAGUGAUUUAAAACUAGAGCACGUAAUUUCCGAAUCACACACUAAAAGAGAAAAUUAUAUUUGAAAAACAGAUCUUCGAUUUCUUUUAAAAUGCGACCUUAAUACCGAUAGAAAAUAACGAGCUCCUGUACGGGCAAUAUUCCGAUUCUAGAAAUGACCAAAACGAGUCAUGAUUUGGAGAAAAUAUUAUUUUUCAUGUUAUGAUAAUACAGCAGAAAAUCUACGUAGACUUUUCUUUGUCACAAAACAAUUUUUUUAAUCAUUUUUUUAGUGAAAGGUUACUACGUCUUCAAUCACUGAUAGAUUUUUAUAGUUUACAUUCUGUAAUAAGAUUAAAUAAAAUCUGAUCCAGUACAGUUGUCAUAAAGUCUUAGUUAGUCAAGAUAUUCAAGAGGUAAGGAUAUACAAUAUAUCUCAAACAGCUUCUCUGGAUGAACGAUAAGAAAGCAAAUGUGAUUAAAAUCACAUAUUAUGUAAACAGCCGUUCGUGGGCAUACGUUUUUUAGACGAGGAACGAUAAGAUAGUGAGUUGACACACAGUUUUAAUGUUUUUGUAAUAUAUUUCAUAAUCAAUAAACUUACAGUUUCCCUUGAAAAAGACCAUAACCAGUGGUCGAAACG